AUGUUUUCUAGAGUGACGGAAGACGAAGCAUUGGCAGAAGUCAGUAAACAUGACGAUGAAUAUUUACAACGAACAUUCGACGAUAGUGCGUUCGAUUCAAGUACACUCCCUCAUCGUAGCACACGUAAAAAUGAUAAUUUCAAUGGGAUUUCUUCUUUAAAUGAAAGUCGUGAUUAUUCAUUUACAUUACCACGUAAUACAACAACACGAUUAAAAAAGUCACUAAUACUGAGUGACACAAGCAGCGAUCAACAACGUCCAUCAAAAUCAAAAUCAAAAUCAUUCAUGAGUUCAUUAAAACAUUUAGCAUUACCGAAAAGAAAAAAAGAUCGACAUCCUAGUACAAGUUCACCAAACAGCAGCGUCAAUAAUUUACCACUAUCAUCCGAGCCGGUCUCACCGUACACUCUUUCAGAAGUCCUACCUGGUCCCAGACCACGAAACACAAUGCCCAGUGAAAAAGGUCAGAUGAAAUCUCCAUCUUCAUCUAUGAAAUUAUCCAAAAAACUCUCGUUUUUAAAACGUCGUUCGAAACAAAAACAAUCAAGCAGCUCGACCAAUUCGUUAAGUAAUUAUGAUAUAUCGAAAUCUGAAUCUGUACAAAAUACACCGAUUCGUACAAAUGCUGGUAGUUCCCUACUUAUUCGAUCGAGUGCUCAAUAA
Didymodactylos carnosus is the source of this 663-nucleotide messenger RNA. The record is from the annotation of a GenBank genome assembly. Lineage: Eukaryota; Metazoa; Rotifera; Eurotatoria; Philodinida; Philodinidae.